UGUUAGGGCUAGCGUCCACCAUUUUGGCUCUAGCGAUUCUGUCUUGUCAUUUUUCUGUCUGCCCGGCGUUUGAGCCACAAUGGCGUUAGUCGUAUAACCUCCUCGACUCAACAAGCCCGCGGGGGAAAGAGAUAAUACUGAGGGUAAAUAUUCGGGCAGUUUGUGAACGUGUUCUUUCUGUGGUUGACUGUUGGGGGUGUUUAUUAUUUUUUACUGACAGGUGCUUUCAUAAAGGGCCAAUUGAAGCUCGUUUUUCUUAAUUUCUUCGAAACGGAACGAAGGUUGGAUUUCUUCCUGAUUACAGGAGAGUUUCUUUGACAACAGACGUGCAAGGCGAUGUGAACGCGGGGGCAGACAAGCGCCAGUUUGUUGCAGCGCCGACAUCUCGACUCGCUGUGAACCUUGCCUACAUUUAAAUUGCCCUCUCUUCAUCGGAGCCCGGAGAUGAUAAGUUUCCCCGGUUUGGCCACUGCUGGCGACGGUGAGAGGAACAAUAUGGCGCCGGGAUUCUCUGCCGUUGGACCAGUCCGAGCCUGAAGCCGGGGACGUUACAUGAUGAACCUCUGCGCGCAGUACUUAAGGCAGGCAGAGGCCCUGAAGGCUGAUAUGACUGAUUCUAAACUAGGUCCAGCAGAAGUCUGGACAUCAAGGCAGGCACUGCAGGACCUUUACCAGAAAAUGCUGGUGACAGAUUUGGAGUACGCGCUUGACAAGAAAGUUGAGCAAGAUCUUUGGAACCAUGCAUUCAAAAAUCAAAUAACAACACUACAGAGUCAAGCUAAAAACAGAGCAAAUCCCAACAGAAGUGAAGUACAGGCCAAUUUGUCUCUUUUUCUUGAGGCAGCUAGUGGUUUCUACACACAGUUGCUGCAGGAGCUUUGCACGGUAUUCAAUGUGGAUUUGCCUUGCCGGGUAAAAUCUUCACAGCUCGGAAUAAUUAGCAAUAAACAGAUUAACACCAGCGCCAUUGUAAAGCCACAGCCAAGUUCAUGCUCUUAUAUUUGCCAGCAUUGCCUUGUACAUCUUGGAGACAUUGCACGCUACCGUAACCAAACAAGUCAGGCAGAGUCUUACUACCGACAUGCUGCUCAGCUUGUACCUUCAAAUGGGCAACCCUACAAUCAGCUGGCUAUUCUAGCUUCCUCUAAAGGUGAUCACCUGACUACCAUCUUUUACUACUGCAGAAGUAUUGCUGUAAAGUUUCCGUUUCCUGCUGCUUCCACAAACCUUCAGAAAGCACUGUCAAAAGCUCUUGAGAGUCGGGACGAAGUAAAGACUAAAUGGAGUGUAUCAGACUUCAUUAAAGCCUUUAUCAAGUUCCAUGGCCAUGUGUAUUUAAGUAAGAGUUUGGAGAAGCUAAACAACUUGAGAGAAAAGCUUGAAGAACAAUUUCAGAGGCUUAUACUUCAAAAGGCAUUUAGCUCUCAGCAGCUUGUUCAUAUCACUGUUAUUAACCUAUUUGAACUUCAUCACCUCCGAGAUUUCAGCAAUGAAACUGAUGAUCACAAUUUUAGCUCAGAUGAACAGCUUAGCUGGAUUCAACUACUGGGACUUUUUAUGUCUUUCCUUGGAGUAAUGUGCAGCCUCGCUCUGUUAAAUGCAAAUCGUGAAGAAUUAUUGGCUGAAUGUCCACUACCAGCUAUCAAAGUAUCUUUGGACUGGCUAAAACUUAGACCCAAUGUGUUUCAUGAGGGAGCUGUUGAUGAAAGACAGUAUAUUUGGCCUUGGUGGGUUUCUCUUCUGAACACCUUUCAGCCAAGAGAUUCAGAUAUCACAUGUGCUUCAGCCACUCCCCUCCCAGAGGAGUUUGAACUGCAGGGGUUCUUGGCUCUUAGGCCUGCACUCAGAACCCUAGAUUUCUCAAAGGGUCAUCAAGGCAUUGUUGUGGAUAAAGAAGGUCAGCAGCUUAGAACUCGUCACCAGAGACUAAUCUGUCUUGGCAAAUGGAUUGCAGAUAACCAGCCAAGGCUUGUUCAGUGCAGAACUGAGGAAGAUAUACUCAUUUUUGUAACUGACAUCCCUGAAUUAGUCAUUGAAAAUCCACCAGAAAGCAAAGAUGGCCCAGUUCUACAGGAAUCUUCCAAUGCUGAGCAGACAUCAAAUGAGGGCAGCCAAGGCUUAAAAUCUGUCUUAUCUAUUGGAAAAAAUCAGAACAGUAACUCAGAUGCUGGAGAAAAACCAGUUGUCACAUUUAAAGAGAAUAUUAAACCUAGAGAGCAGCCUCGCGAACUUAUCCGAAAUCAGCACCUAAAAGAAGGCAUUAAGGAAAGAAGAGAUUUCAUUAAGGGCACUAAUAUGGUUAACAAAAAUGAACUGAAGAAAGAUAACAAGAGAAGAAGUGAUCCUAAAAAGAAUUCUCUUGACAAGAGCUUGGAAACUGGCAAGCAAAAUGCAUCAGUCCAGGUGAAAUCACAGUCUGAUGUGAGAAAGACUCCUGUGUCGGAAGCCCGAAAAACUCCGGUAACUCAGACCCAGACACAAACAAGUAGCUCUUCUCAGUUUAUCCCAAUACAUCACCCAGGAGCCUUUCCACCUCUUCCCAGUAGACCAGGAUUUCCACCCCCUGCCUAUGUUAUACCUCCACCGGUUGCGUUUUCAGUGAGCCCAGGUUUUACAUUUCCUACUGGGGUAUCCGUACCUGGAGCAUUUCUCCAGCCUGCCACACACACUCAGACAGGAACCCAAGUUCAAUCUGGGAAGCAGUCUCACAUUCCUUAUAGCCAACAAAGACCAUCUGGGCCAGGAUCGAUUAGUCAAGGGCCUCCACAGCCACAGGGCCAACAGCAAACAAUGCAGCAACAGGGACAAUCCCCAGCACAGCUGCAGGUGCAAGCUAUGUCACAGCAGCAACAACAGUCCCCAACUAAACCUGUUCAGCAACUGGGGAAGAGUCCUCCUCAUCACCCUGGAAUUCAGCAGUACAUUCAAGCUGAGCAGCAGUCAACCCAACUCUGGAAUCAACACCAAGUACAGCCUCCUAUUCAGAAAGCAACAUUGCAAAUGCCUCUGAAACAGCCUUUUUACAUGCCACCUCAGGACCCUUUAAAGCUUUUUGAGCAAUCUCUCCAGUCUGUUCAAAUGCAACAGCAACAAACUAAUAUGGACAAGAAACUGAAGUCUUUUCCUGCAGAGCCAUUUUCCCAAAACUCUUCAGAGGUGAAGAUGCAGGACUAUUAUUGGGAUACGCCAUACCGUAUUACUGACAACAGGCAAAUAAUGGGUCAGCAAGUAAACAGUGACCGAUUGGGCAAACGGCAGCAAGGCAUUUUUCGCUCUGACCAAGACAACGUUCCAAGGUCUUUUGAGGAUUCCAAGAGCUCCCCUCUGCUACCUCCUGACCUGUUAAAAACACUAGCUGAUUUUGAGGAGGAGGAAGAGUUGGCAUUUGCUAAACCCCAUGAUUAUUACCAGGCCUUGGCUGGCCCUCUGAGCUCUGCUCCUGGAAGAAACCUAUUUCUGCCAAAUCAGUCAAGGCUGGAUAGACCAUCUGAGCUGAUUUCACAGCCACCUUCUAUUCUCUCACUGUCAGGAUUUUCAAUGCAGGAAAAUUCUUACCCAAACAGCAUUUUCAGUGAGGCAUAUGGUAAAAAUAUAACUGCGAGCACAAAGCCUGAGGGUACAUCAUCUGUGUCUCAUCAGGAACCUUCCCUCUAUUCCUUGUUUGAAGGGACACCGUGGUCACCUUCUCUUCCUGCUAGUUCAGAUCACUCAACACCAGCAAGCCAAUCUCCACACUCCUCAAAUCCCAGCAGUCUGCCGUCUUCCCCACCUACUCACAGCCACAACUCCGUCCCUUUCUCUAAUUUUGGACCCAUAGGGACUCCGGACAAUAGGGACAGGAGGGUGAAUGACCGUUGGAAACUGGAAAAAUCUGCCAUGGGUGUGUUUGGGCUUGACUAUUUGCCCUCUACAUCUUCAUCUGUGGUGGAAAACAGCUGGCAUCAAACUGCAGCUCCCUGCAAUACUUGGGCUGCACAAGAAUCUCCAAUGGAUGACUCCCCUGUCCUACUGGAUAGUCUAAAGUCAAUUUGGUCGAGCUCUAUGAUGCAUCCUGGGCCUUCAGCACUGGAGCAGCUGUUGAUGCAGCAAAAACAAAAGCAGCAAAGGGGGCAUGGCACAAUGAACCCACCACAUUGAAGGGUUGGAUGAGCACAACUUGUGAAAUCAAGCUCCACUGAAUUAAUGGCAUGUGGUUAGGUGUAAACUACCCACACGGUCCCCCAAUGCGGGUGGCAGUCCUCCUCUCUCUGAGUGUCUGUGACAAGAGGGUGUAAGUGCGCCACCAAGCCACUGAGUGUGCACGAAGCUGCUGUUGAGCAACAAACGGAUUUUUACUUUGGAAAUAAAAAUCUGAACACUAUCAUGCUUCCUGACAACCUCAAGGGGAAGGACCAUCAUAGUCUCGCUCAGUUACCUAAAAACCACUCAUCCACAGAUCCUCCAGCAAUCCUCCCUACACGGUAUUGGGUAUCACUCUAUGUAGGAAUGAAGAAGGUGGAAGAGAUAAGCAGGCAGGCUGGUUAUGUUAACAAUGCUGUUGGGUUUGAUUUGAUUUUAAAAGUAACUAAUAAAUGCUUUGCUGGCUAAGAAAGUAUGAUGGAAAGUCAUAAUUUAAUUUUCAUACCAAUAGAAGUAAUUCUUUUAUUUCUGUUAAACACAGAAGGUUUUUGAUUUGAAUGCAGAAAUGGUGGAUCCAUUCUCUUUUAAUGUCCUGUCAACCAUUUGAAGGACACUGAGAGAUGCUUUUGUAAAUGUAUUUAAUUAAAUGGAGCUUCUCUCAGUCUUGCUUGCAAGAAAGAAUUUUUGUGAAACGAGAGAAGAUUCUUCACAACUCACUGCACCAUUAGCUGAGGACUAGGUCUAGAUGUUAAUGUCAGUAGCUGCAGUAGAGACCACAUUUAUUAAGUAUUGUAUUUGUGAUUUGUUCUGUAACCAUUCUAUCUGAAAACAAUCCUGUGUAAUGCACAGCUCAGCUAACAGGGUUUGAAUUUUUUUGUCUUCAUCCCCCUUUUUUUGUCUUUUUUGUGUUGCCCCUUUCCACUUUAAUUAUAUUUUUUACUGUAGCUUAUCAGCAGAUUAGUUGACUCUUUAGACAGUACCAACUUUGACCUUUCCCGGUGUUUUUUUUUUUUGUUUUGUUUUGUUUUGUUUUUUUUUUUGGUAGCUUAUUUGUAAUGUUAGAUGGCUUUCUGUGUGCCUGAUUAGUUUUAUAUCAUGGUCAGCAGUGUAUUUUAAAAGCAAGGCAAGUAAAUGGGUCCAGCACAGCUGCCGGUUCAGCAAUAUGGGAGAUUGAAGUGAAAGUUAAACAAAACAAAAACAACAAGGAAGUUGACAGUCACACAUCUCUUUCAGCUCCCCUUACACAGAAAAAGCUGGUUUAGCGGUAAAAGACAAAAGAAUGGAAAUAUCCCUUAAUGUUAUCAAAGGAUAAAAACCUACGGGUUAUAGAUGUACAGGGUUAAGAAAAUAUAUAUAUGAUGGUUAUUUUUUGUCUAGGAAGUAAAAGAAGGUUUUUUUUUUUAUUGGUAUUUAAAAGGCAAAGGAAGUAUCAUAUCUGUGUAUGAGGGAAGAUAAAACUAGCAUUUCUUUUUAUUUUCAUGUAGGAAAGCAGAGUUUUAUUAAAAAAGAAAAAACUUUAAAAUGAAAUGUCUACUUGCUGUGUGAUUUGUGCUUUACUUGUUGCAUUCAAAUGUAAUGAAAAAUAUCGGGUACUGGGACAUGUCGGGUAGAAAAGCGAGUAUGUGUUUUCAGUAAUAAGGGGCCAAAGUACUCUACACAGAUGUGCAGCAACUGCAUACCAUUAGUCUUUUGCCACAAACCAGAAAAAUGCCUGUUCUUUGAAUAAAGAACUAUUUUGUAACUUUCCAUUAAGCAGAUUCUGUGCAGUUUAUGCCAUUAUGUAAAAUCCUUCUGUAUUGCUCAAAUCUGUCCAUCUCCUAAAAAUGAGCCAGUUUGAACGGAGUAUGUGCUAGAGUGUGAACAUCGGACCUAAAGCCUAGAACUGCCUGUGCUUACUGAUCACAAGACAGUUGGCAAGUCACUCUGCUGCAUUCACUGUUAGAGAAUUGUCAUCAGUUUCUGAACAUUUGUCAUUUGUGUAAGAUCUUGACACAACAUCCGACGUGGUUACAUGCAGGUACGGUUCUGCAUUGGGGCAGCUAUUACAUUCUAGUGUUCAGCAGCAUUGCAUACACCAACUAUAUUUGGCACAAUCUCCUUCAUAGUGUCCCAGUUACCUUCUUCUACGUAAGUUACAAGGAGAUAAUCACUUUGAAAAAAAAAAAACAAAAAAAAAAACUGCAUGAGAAUAUGGUGUUUUGGAAUGUUAAAUGUUUUAUGGGAAAGAACACCCUGUCAAAUUACAGGUGAAUUGUCAGAAUCUGGUUUGUGUUACAAGCUUUUUGUGUUUUCUGUCUUUCUGUGCAAGACAUUUUGCAGCAAUUGCUGGAAUCAGCUAUGCCUUUAAUAAAGUAAACCAUGUUCUCCCCAAA
Polypterus senegalus (gray bichir) is the source of this 6491-nucleotide messenger RNA. It is a transcript of the gene smg7, whose product is annotated as SMG7 nonsense mediated mRNA decay factor. Lineage: Eukaryota; Metazoa; Chordata; Cladistia; Polypteriformes; Polypteridae. Bases 553 to 4137 code for a protein of 1194 amino acids. The transcript is spliced from 23 exons. The record is from RefSeq and is a predicted model, not a curated record. Gene Ontology annotation, molecular function: telomerase RNA binding; protein binding; telomeric repeat DNA binding. Gene Ontology annotation, cellular component: telomerase holoenzyme complex. Gene Ontology annotation, biological process: nuclear-transcribed mRNA catabolic process, nonsense-mediated decay.